Lactuca saligna is the source of this 698-nucleotide messenger RNA. Lineage: Eukaryota; Viridiplantae; Streptophyta; Magnoliopsida; Asterales; Asteraceae. The record is from the annotation of a GenBank genome assembly.
AUGGUGGUACUUGGAUUCAACGAGUUCAUGACUCUUUUAAGGAAUCCUUUAUGGCUGCUUGUUAUAUUCGUAAGCUACCUUCUUGCAAAAGCUUUAUGGGUCCAACUAGACAUAUAUGGUGAAUUCCAAAAUGGCGCUUUGGUUCUAUUAAGAACCGCUUACAGAAUGCAACCUACUUCCUUGUCUGCAGACUAUGGAUCUGGUAGGUGGACCCCAGAAGAUUUUUCACAAAAUCUCACAGUCAUAUACUGUGUUUGGGAGAAGAUGCGUGCAAUUGAAAGCUAUCUUAUAGAAAAUGGAAUUGUGAAAACAUAUGAAGAUCUGAAUUUAGACAGAGUGAAGUAUCUUGGAAUUGUGGUGGAUAGUGAUGAAGCCCGUGAAACCUCAAAAGUUAUUGAACUUUUGGAGUGGCUUUCAGAUGUUGGUGUGAAAAUGUAUAUUAAGUUUUGUAAAAAUGUAACUUUGUGCAGUUUCUAUGGGUAUUUACUUAAAGUGUGGAUACAAGGAAACAAAGCUACAACUGUGAAGCCUUAUAACUUGCUAGGACAUGCUAUAACUUUUAGCAGUCCACACCGACAAAGUUGGCUGGAGAAAAGUACUUCCUCCAGUCAGGGCAGCUAAUGUUCAAGUCAUUAUUUGUUCAUUAAAUCAAGUGUUGAUGACGAUUGUCGAAGAUUAAAGAAAAAAAUAGAAAAAAU